Messenger RNA from Talaromyces marneffei, 2367 nucleotides. RefSeq lists its product as uncharacterized. Lineage: Eukaryota; Fungi; Ascomycota; Eurotiomycetes; Eurotiales; Trichocomaceae. Gene Ontology annotation, molecular function: transmembrane transporter activity. The transcript has 2 exons. The record is from RefSeq and is a predicted model, not a curated record. Gene Ontology annotation, biological process: transmembrane transport. Bases 1 to 2367 code for a protein of 788 amino acids.
AUGGCUGGCGGGUUUUCCGCCGUUUCCUUGCUCAGUUCUGAUAAUGUCGACGAUGCAAGCAAGAAUUUUCUACGAAACGCCCCUAGAGAGUUCAUAAGCACAACUUCUAUUUUUUCCCAGUCUUUCUCACAUACAUCAGCUCUGAAUUUACCCAAUGGCGUCACUUCUAUCAAGGAGACGCCCGGACCAGGGGGUGUGCAAAGCAAGCCAAAGAAUGCGGGAAUUCUCCAAGUCACCAAUAGCAUCGAGUAUGCUAUCAACCAGCUUAGCUUACAGAUGGAGCAAAAGCAACAACCUAUGUCGACGUCAGUUUCCCACACUCAGGAAGGGGUUUCUGGUCUUCAAGGGCCCACAAUCGGCGCCAACAUUCCUUAUGCUGAUAACUUGAGAAGUGACUCUUCCCAUCGGCUCUCCUCAGAUGAUAGCUCAUCCCCAUCCUCAGAUGACAGUACCUUUAGUGGAUCCACUUCAAGCACCAACGAGUGCUCGACUGAAAUCACUGACGAUGAUUACGAUGAUGGGAUCAGCGCGGAAGACAAACUCAAAACAGCUCAAGAGCAAGCUCGCUGGCCUCUUUGCCUUUGCUUCACAAAAUCAAAAUUUCUUAACAUACAUGGCCCCAGUGUGAUUCUACCUGUCUAUACCCCAAUCGUCUCUAAAGUGCGUGAAGAUCUACCUCUGAUCAUUUUAUCAGAGAAACUUUACGACUUGCUCAACGAGGAUGAGGAAGAGUCGGCUGCUAAGGAACGAGAAACAGGACGUUCUAUAAAGCUCUCUAAAACUCUCUUACUUGUUCAACAAAUGACUCGAAAGGGCCUCAAUGCUUUUUCUCGGGUCCACGCCUCCUCUCCUGGCUUGCACUCUGGGCAAAUCACUCCCACUGAAGAUCACCAUUUCGACUCUUGCCCUCAUAACAACUUUGGUGUGCUUGCCAACCUACUAAGACUCCACGACAGCCCAAAUGCCGGAACAAACUAUGGUCCAAGUCCAGAGUACAUAAGCUACCCAGACAGCCUAUAUAUACGCAAUGGUAGCUUCGAUGACACAAACAGCACCGAACGAUCACUUAGCCAAGACUCAGGAAUCGUUAAGCCUCCUAAGAGGAAAUGGUGGGAGAAGAACUCCAGCGAGUCAUCUCCAUCUCUUUCUUGGACAGACUCGAGCACCAAGGGCUCUUUCUCAAACCCUCCGGGGCAACACCCACCACUAAGACGUUCUCGAAGCAGUGGUGGCCUAACCCCAGAUAUACAAAGACUGGUGAAGCUACGUGCUCAAGAAGAUGCCCGUGAUGAGAUGUGUAUCUCUGUGCAGCUUGUUGAGACCCUAUCCCGUCAACGAUAUCUGCUACGCCUUUGUAAGGCAUUGAUGAAGUAUGGAGCACCUACGCACCGACUGGAAGAAUAUAUGCGCAUGACGGCGAAAGUGUUGGAGAUUGACGGACAAUUUCUGUACAUCCCUGGCUGUAUGGUCAUAUCAUUUGACGAUGCUGUUACCCAUACUGCAGAUGUCAAACUGGUCAAAGCUGCGCAAGGCGUGGACCUAGGUCGAUUGUUUGAAGUACAUCAAAUCUAUAAAGAAGUGAUACACGACGUCAUUGAAGUUGCAGGGGCAACACGAAAACUGGAGGAAAUCAUGAAACAAAAGCCUCGGUUUAAUGUUUGGUUUCUCAUCCUCAUGCACGGUUGCGCCAGUGCUUCUGUUGGCCCUUUCGCAUUUGGAGCUCGUCCUAUCGAUAUGCCAAUAGCAUUUCUUCUCGGGUGUUUACUUGGAAUUCUCCAAUUAGUUCUGUCACCGCGUUCCUACUUAUACUCGAAUGUAUUCGAGAUCUCUGCUGCCGUCCUCACGUCAUUUCUCGCAAGAGCUUUUGGCAGUAUUCCUUACCAAGGAGGUCGUCUUUUUUGUUUCUCCGCACUUGCUCAGUCAUCCAUCGCUCUUAUCUUACCGGGAUAUAUGGUUUUAUGUGGAAGCCUGGAAUUGCAGUCUCGUAGCAUUGUUGCCGGCUCGGUUCGCAUGGUGUAUUCAAUUAUUUAUUCCCUAUUUCUCGGAUUCGGCAUCACUGUUGGCACAUCGGUAUACGGUCUAUUAGACCCUAAUGCCACUUCUGAUUAUUACUGCCCUCCAAGUCCCAUUGAGAACCCUUACUUACAGCGCCUACCAUUUGUUAUCAUGUUUACUUUCUGCUUGAGUACCAUCAGUCAGGCCAAAUGGCGUCAGAUACCAGUGAUGCUUUUGAUAUCCCUUUGUGGCUAUUUGACUACUUAUUGCUCAACGAAACGAUUUGGAUCGAACACUCAGGUUGUUAAUGCUUUGGGUGCCAUCUGGUCUAGCAGCGAGUGGUUCUCUAGUUUCCGGCAUCACUUCGGCUGA